CUUUCUUUCUCUUUCUUCGUUUCCUUAUGUCUUCGAUUUCGCCAGGGCCGGCAAGCCCGACGCCUUCAUUUGUUUUGAAGAAUAUUACUAUUGACGAUACCGACUCCUCUCUGAAGUACUCUCAGGGCUGGAACCGGAGUGUGUCGUCUCCUGCUUUUGGUGGUUCUUUCCAAUCUACGGAUCGUAUUGGUGAAGUUGUUUCAUUUUCUUUACCUGCCAAUGCGGUAGCUCUUUAUUAUAUUGGCUUCAAGCAAUCCUCUGGAGCUCUUUACGAAGCCUGUUUGGAUUGCUCAACGAAGAAUUCCAAUAACGUCGAUGUAAUCGAUGGCCACACCGACGGACGACCCUCUUCAGAACCCACGUUAUUAUACCAAAAGACUAAUUUAGACCCAAGUGUGCGCCAUUCGCUGGCUUUGCUCAAUGUACCAGACAGUAGAUUUGGGAACACUAGUACGAUCACUGUUGAUGCCUUCCUUGUAACUGUCGCCGAUGAUGUUCAAUCAUCAACGACCACAACAACUUCAAUGAUGAGCUCGAUGAGUGGAAUGUCUUUGAUGGCCAUGAAUCCUGCAAGUGAUAUUCAGGACGUGCCGUCAUCCACUUCGCCACCCGACAUCCAGGUUGCCCCACUAACUUCGAUUCCAUACCCGUCGUCUACCGCCUCCAUGAAUACCGCCUCGCAAAAUCAGAAUGAUCUCAGCCCAGGCCAGCGCACUGCGCAGAAGAUGCGCUCCCCGCUAGUCAUAACUGGCGUUAUUCUUGGGACCCUCUUCAUCGUAUUCACAGCACUAUUUGCGCUUAUGUACUUCAUGCGUCGGCGGAAGCGGAAGAUGACGGCUCCGGUUAUGACGGAAGGGCACUGGGCCGCAAGGUUCUUUGGAGAUAAAGGACGUACGGAGGGGAAACGUGAGGGCUGGCUUGAUUGGCAAGGUGCCAGAAUCGAAGCAGGAACGGCAAUGGGAGGAGA
Messenger RNA from Fomitiporia mediterranea MF3/22, 967 nucleotides. RefSeq lists its product as uncharacterized. NCBI's taxonomy places the organism in Eukaryota, Fungi, Basidiomycota, Agaricomycetes, Hymenochaetales, Hymenochaetaceae. The annotation marks the transcript as partial. The transcript is spliced from 4 exons. The record is from RefSeq and is a predicted model, not a curated record.